Stylophora pistillata is the source of this 2130-nucleotide messenger RNA. RefSeq names its product proton-coupled folate transporter. Gene Ontology annotation, cellular component: membrane. Gene Ontology annotation, molecular function: transmembrane transporter activity. NCBI's taxonomy places the organism in Eukaryota, Metazoa, Cnidaria, Anthozoa, Scleractinia, Pocilloporidae. The record is from RefSeq and is a predicted model, not a curated record. Gene Ontology annotation, biological process: transmembrane transport.
AGGAAUCAUCGUAGGUUUGAAUUACUGGUACCAGCAAAAUUUCUUCUCGAGAACAACAAAAGAGCGAGGACUCUAUUGGUCAACAGUCGUAAACAAACAUCGAGUGAUUAAUGAAAGCUUGUAAAUAAUUCUAAGCUGGAAUGUCAAAACUAUAUCAAAAAUGGCGCCGCUGAUAUUCUGGUCAUCUUUAGUACUAGAUGGGAUAACUUCAAAGGCUUUCUUUGAAAAUUUCAUCACUUAAACAAGGAUUUAUUUGAAGAUGACGCAGAAAUCACUUUCCCUUCCGGAAGAAGACAAGGAGGAACAUUGCAUCCAUAAAAUUACAGUUGAACCGGUGAUAUUUUGCUACGCGUUUGGGAUAAUUCUUCAUGUCCCAGUUAUUCAACAGUACAUCCACCGACGAAUUGCUGAGGAGAAAGGCAUCAUCUAUAACACAACAGCUAGUCUAAGUAACUGCGAUUCUAUGCGAGCCUCUCGAAAUGGAGAAACUAUAAAAAUGCAAAAAGAGGUUCAGUCCGAAGCUUCCUUCAUGCAACUCGGCAUGGUGUUCUCUGCCAGUGCUCCGUCACUCUUGGUUGCGCUGUUUUUAGGGGCCUGGUCCGAUCGCGCAGGACGAAGGAGAGUGAUGGCCUUACCCAUAUUUGGAAGUGCAAUAGAGUCAGCCAUAAUAUUAUGGGUUAUUGCGUUUAAUCUUCCAAUACAGACGUUACUUUUAGCAGGAUUUAUAAAUGGUUUGUGUGGUUUCUUCCCAACAAUGGUUUUGUCUGUGUUUUCGUACAUGGCAGAUAUUACAGAAGAAUCACAACGUGCUUUUCGACUGGGAAUCCUAGAAGCAACCGCAUUUAUAAGCGGUAUGCUCAGUCAUUUAAGCAGCGGUUGGCUAAUAAACAAAACAGGCUACAAAGCACCCUACAUGAUGAUUUUAACGCUUCACACUUUUGCGCUGUUUUACGUAGUUUUAAAACUUCCCGAGUCAAGAGCGAAGCAUUUAAUGGCGAAUUCCAACGUAAAGGUGUUCAGUUUACAUCACAUCCGGGUCAUAAUUUACAUCUUUACAAACCCUCGAUCUGGCGAGCGAUGGCGCAUGUGCAUACUUAUGCUUACCUCUGGCCUUAUGAUUGUGUCCUCAAUCGGAUUUGGCAGUGUCAUUGUACUGUAUGCCAUUGACCGUCCAUUGUGUUGUAACUCUAUCCUGAUUGGCUAUUACCUAGCAACGAGCUUUCUAGUGCAAGCUGUUGGAGCAAUUCUUGGAUUAAAAUUUUUAAGGAUGAUUUUAUCAGAGCAUACUCUAAUGCAAGUAGGAAUGAUAUCUGUGAUAUGUUCAUUGGUUAUGAUGGCAUUUGUUAAAAGCAAGAGAGUGUUAUUUGCUGUUCCUUUUGUAGCCUGUCUCGGUGGGAUUCCAACACCAGUUAUCAGAGCCAUGAUGUCUAAGAUGGUGGAUCCAGAUGAACAAGGUGCAUUGUUUGCUGCUGUUGCGACUCUGGAGACAAUUUGCACUCUGUUUGGCGCCGCCUUAUUCAACUCCAUUUAUCCCUUAUUUUUACAUGUUGGGUUAAAUGGGUUUUGUUUUCUUGUCAUGGCGUUGCUGAUGAUAGCUGCUCUCAUUUUAACCGAGAUCUUGAAGCGCAGGGAUCGAAAACCAAGGGACCACCAAAAAGAGGAAGGUUCAAGGCCCGAGGAAGCCAUCAACGAUGAAAAGAAAGAUCAAGAUUAUCCUUUAAAUGAAGAUAUAGACAAAUAGUUCUUUACAGAAAAAAUGAGUAAAAGAACCUUACUUAAUUACACUCAUCAAUAAUAUGGGACAGUUUAAAUUUGAUAUUUCGAACUGAUACCUUACUUUAAAAACUAAGUUAUUAGGAAAAUAUUCUGAUACCAAACAUCUGCGAUCUGUUGGCAUCAUCGUUCUCGCGGGUUGCUUGGGGGUUCAUUGAAAAGACCAAUCACUAGACAGAAAAGUAAAAAUGACGUUACACACAAUUGUUUAAAAAUUUAUUUUGCCUCAGGAAUACAGAUGGCUCUUUUUUUGUCUUUUCUCCUUUUCUUACAUUUUCCUUUUCUUUUGAACAACAUUGAAAGAUACGGUUAUUAUUUUGUAUCUAGUUCUCAAUAAACACCCUAAAAUCCAUGCUA